AUGUUUCGUGGGCAUUCCCAAUCAACGAUGGCUGAGAAUUCUCAUCAUGAAUGUACUCUCACUAUGACAACAUCCUCAACAAUUGUUGAAGAUUCUCCAGAAAACAAAAGAAAAUAUGAAGUCAUGGUAGAGUGGAAUGAAGAUGAAGAUUUAAUCAUUGAUGAAGAAGUCCUCUCGGAAAUCAUGAACUCCCAAGAGCAAGACUCAUUUUCAACACCAAAGAAAACAAAACACGACUCUCAAGUUUUUGUAAAUUCAGUAGAUACUCAACAAUAUUCAAGUGUUGGAGGCUCACAGCAAACCGAUUCUGCAGACUCUAUCUCAUUACUCUCGGAAGAUAUUGAUGAUAUUAUAAUCCAAUGCUCCCAAAUUGAUGAAGAAUUUGAUAUCAAUAAUCAACAGCAUGAUUACAAUAACAAUACAAUGGAAGUUAAACAUGAUGAUUUUGUGGAAGAUGAUGAUAUCGUCAUUGAUCCAGAAGUACUGGCAAGUCUGAUGGAUGAUAACACAAGAGACAUUGAGCUUGCUCUCCAACGUGCAUUUGAUCAUAGUUCCAAAUUACAACAACGCAUAAGAGAAAAAAAGUUUGAACAUUUUAAAAAGGCAAUAUUCGAAGAAAAUGCAGUACAAAAUAUAGCUCAUUACUGUGCCAAAACUCUCCCUGUAUUUGUUAACAAGUCUUGCUGUGGAACCACAAAAGACAUGCGUACAUUAUUUCAACAACAUUUUUCCAUUAGACACAAGAUUACCCACUCUAAAUUCUGCAACAUGACAUUUUGCGACUACACACAGUGCUCUAGCAAUGAAGAACCAACCUUAUUCAAAUUAUAUCCAACCAAAGCUAAAAGCAUACAUUCCCAACUUCCUCUGUGGUUAGAAACCAAUUCUACAUUUAAAAAGUUCAACAACUUGUCGAGAUUGUAUCCAUGUCAUAUGAACGACAGAGAUGUCAUUUAUAUAAUAUUCGUAAAAUUUGGAGACGUAAUUAAGUACUAUGCAGGUAGGGCCAAGAUGGGAAUCACAAACCGGUUCGUUGAAAAGGACUAUUGUCAUGUUUACAAAGCAGACAUGGCAGAGAGCGGAUUCUAUGAUUUAUAUUCUGAUUUCAUUAUUGGUCUGGUGGAUCCUAAAUAUGUUUUUAUUGUGGCAUUUGAUACUGUAGCUGCGGCCAAGCAACUACAUAGUUUGGUACUUUACAGCAAUGACAAAAUUCUACGCGAUAUUUUGCUCGCAAAAUAUGAAGAGUUUGAUGUUUCAACGUUAGAUUUCUUUGAGCAUUGUUGCAUUUAUUAUUUACAAGAAACGAGACAUUCCCUCAAUCAAAAAAUUGGGAUUGAGAAAAAGUAUUCGAGAAACCAAAGAUUAAAGCGAGAACUGGAAAUAUUAGAUUACUAUAUCAGGAACCAUUACGAAAGUAUUCUACAAUGGAUUAGUGAAAGGCGUGAUUAUGUUGAUUUGCAUGUUUCAUCACAUGAGGAGUCUGUUGAAGACCAUGCCAAAAAUUCACAAUCACACCUGUCAACAAGUCAUGUUACCUCGUCCCACGAGAACAAUCUCAUCAGUCAUAUGUUAGAUUCUCCACUUUUCAAAUCAGUAUUACUGACGCUUUUCCUGAUUUUGCUUGUUGGUGUUUUUGUUUUACUUUUAAACAGGCUUUUUGUUUGA
Messenger RNA from Naegleria lovaniensis, 1665 nucleotides. RefSeq lists its product as uncharacterized. Lineage: Eukaryota; Heterolobosea; Eutetramitea; Acrasida; Naegleriidae. The record is from RefSeq and is a predicted model, not a curated record. The transcript has a single exon. The coding region runs from base 1 to 1665 and encodes 554 amino acids.